This is a messenger RNA of Rotaria sordida, 888 nucleotides long. Lineage: Eukaryota; Metazoa; Rotifera; Eurotatoria; Philodinida; Philodinidae. The record is from the annotation of a GenBank genome assembly.
AUGAUCGGAGAUCAACUAGGUGCGGGCGUUGAAGGCUACUCAGCUGCUAGAAUUAAACGCGAGUUUGGAACAGUGCGCGACGAUAUAACAGCACCGCAUAUGGGUAUCCCAGAACUUGGACCUCGUAUUCAUAUGUAUACGGACGAUACAAAUGCUAUGCUCGCGCUAGCGCAUAGUCUUGUUGUGAAUGGAGGCUUGAAAGCGAAACAUGCAGCACAAUCCUACGCCGAAUUUUGGUCGACUGGAAUUAAGCGAGGUUAUCCUGACUCAGCUCAAGCAAGUAUGAAGUGUGUACUUGAUGGCAAGAUAGACUAUCGUGAAUGUGGACGUAUUAACUUUCCCGAUGGAUCGUUUGCCAAUGGUGGAGCUAUGCGAAUAGCUCCCAUCGCUCUCGCUUUUCGGGAUGCAUCCGAUGAACAACUCUAUGAAGCGGUUCGUAUGUCCAUUAUCUCUUCACAUGUACAUCCUGAAGGUAUAGACGGAGCCUUUAUUUUGGCUAAAGGCAUUAUCUUGGCUCUUCGUUGCGAAUCUGUUGAUGCUUUUGAUCCAUCUCAAUAUCUCAGUGUCCUACAAUCGACAGCACGAACGAAUAACAUGCAAAAUCAGAUUAAAAAAUUGAUUAUAUUCUACGCUAACCAGGCGGAUAUCGAUGUGGUACGAGCAUUGGGUAACACUUUUCAACUUAAAGCAAUCGAAGCGGUACCAUGUGCCUUAUGGAUUGUAUGUACGGGUUAUCGUGAACCAGAAGAAUGUCUUAUUCGCGGUGUGAAUAUGGGCGGUGACACUGAUACUGUGGCAGCGAUUAUCGGAGAUAUUAUUGGUGCUUUGUACGGUUGGGAAUGGAUUCCUGCUAGAUGCCAAGAAACUGGCCACAAUGAAUUUGAAUAA